AUGGGAGAAACGAAAGAAAUUGAACGAUCGGUACAAAUGCGUUUAUAUGCAUUGCAUAAACGUCAAUUUGUAGCUGUUUUUGUUCUGUUCUUUAUUUGUUUAUUUAUUACUAUUUUAAUUGGUAUUGCUGGUCCUUCUGUUAUAAUUCAAUCGAGUUAUUAUAAAUCAGAAGAUCAACAAAAACAAAUAUCUGGUCCUUAUAAACUAGAAGCGAGCAAUCUUGAUAAAUUUCAUCAACGUCUUUGGUUAACUAUGAAAACAACAACUGAUAGCAAUGAUGACUUUCAUCAAGUGGUCAAUGUCAGUAUUUCUAUGAGUAAUCCGUCUUCAUCAGUAAAGUUGCAAAGCUACGAACGUCAACGCAAAAUCCAUUGUCAAAAACAAGUUAGUAAUAAAAAAAGAAUAAUAAAGAGUUUGUAG
Molecule: messenger RNA, 420 nt
Organism: Rotaria sordida
Lineage: Eukaryota; Metazoa; Rotifera; Eurotatoria; Philodinida; Philodinidae
Source: the annotation of a GenBank genome assembly